AUGGAUGCUGCACAAAAACUGUUUGAUGAAAUGCCACAUAAAGACGAGUUAUCAUGGACUACAAUAAUCACAGGGUAUAUAAGAAAUGACGAUUUACACGGUGCAAGCCAAGUCUUUGAUGGUAUGAACAAUGAAAAGCAAGUAGUGGCAUGGAAUGCAAUGAUUUCCGGAUACAUGCAUAAAGGGUUUGUUUCUGAAUCAUUAGAAAUGUCAAAAAAGAUGAAUCUUUUAGGAAUCAAGUUUGAUGCAUUCACUUAUACAAGUAUCCUUAGUGCUUGUGCCAAUGCUAAAUUGUUUCUCCAUGGAAAACAAAUACAUGCAUACAUGAUCAGAACUGUAAUAAACCCAUCUCACCACUUUCUAUAUAGUGUCAACAAUGCGUUGAUUACAUUAUACUGGAAAUGUGGUAAAACAGAUGAUGCAAGAAAGAUUUUCGAUAGGAUGCCAAUAAGAGAUCUUAUUUCAUGGAACAACAUUCUAUCUGCUUACGUUGAUGUAGGCCGAAUCGAAGAAGCCCGAUUGGUAUUUACCAAAAUGCCCGAAAAAAACCACGUGACAUGGAGUGUGAUGAUAUCAGGAUUUGCCCAAAACGGAUCAGGAGAAGAGGGUUUGAAGCUUUUCAACCAAAUGAAAUCUACCGAAUGUCAACCAUGUGAUUAUUCAUUAGCAGGCGCGAUUAAAUCAUGUGCAGCUAUCGCGUCAUUAAACCAUGGACGCCAACUCCAUGCUCAACUUAUCCAAUCAGGGUUUGAAUCGAGUCUUUCCGCUUCCAAUUCUUUAAUCACAAUGUACGCACGAUGUGGGGUCCUUCAAGAUUCACAGUCUGUAUUCCUUACAAUGCCAUGUUUAGAUUCGGUGUCUUGGAACGCGAUGAUUGCAGCUUUCGGGCAGCACGGGCAUGGUGCUCAGGCAAUUGAGCUUUUUGAAGAAAUGCUAAAAGAGGACAUAGUUCCCGACCGAAUAACAUUCCUCACGAUUCUUUCUGCUUGUAGCCACUCGGGUUUAAUUGACCAAGGUCAACGGUAUUUCAACUCGAUGAAAGAUUCGUACGGUAUAACCCCGGGUGAAGAUCAUUACGGUCGUUUGAUUGAUUUGUUAUGUAGAGCCGGGAAAUUCACCGAAGCAAAAAACGUGAUUGAAAAAUUACCAUUCUACCCCGGUGCACCGGUUUGGGAAGCACUACUUGGUGGGUGUAGAAUCCAUGGAAAUAUGGAGUUAGGGGUUGAGGCUGCAGAAAGACUUUUUGAAUUAAUCCCGGAUCAUGAUGGGACCUACAUACUUUUAUCAAACAUGUACUCCAACUCGGGAAAAUGGAACGAUGCUGCACAGGUUCGGAAUUUGAUGAGGUCUCGAGGAGUGAAGAAAGAGCCUGCAUGUAGUUGGAUUGAAGUUGACAAUAUGGUCCAUGUAUUUUUGGUGGAUGACACUAAGCACCCUGAGGUUCAAAAGGUGUAUGAGUACCUUGAGGAAUUGGUUUCUAAAAUGAGGAAAUUAGGAUAUGUUCCAGAUACGAAGUUUGUGUUACAUGAUAUGGAGAAUGAGCAAAAGGAAUACGCAUUGUCUACUCAUAGUGAAAAGCUUGCGGUUGCUUUUGGGCUUUUGAAGCUUCCUUCAGGAGCUAUGAUUAGGGUUUUCAAGAACUUGAGGAUUUGUGGGGAUUGUCAUAACGCGUUUGAGUUCAUGUCGCAAGUUGUGGAGAGAGACAUUGUUGUGAGAGAUGGGAAGAGGUUUCAUCAUUUCAGGAAUGGGAAAUGUUCUUGUGGCAAUUACUGGUGA
Molecule: messenger RNA, 1776 nt
Organism: Lactuca saligna
Lineage: Eukaryota; Viridiplantae; Streptophyta; Magnoliopsida; Asterales; Asteraceae
Source: the annotation of a GenBank genome assembly